Closterium sp. Yama58-4 is the source of this 4671-nucleotide messenger RNA. Lineage: Eukaryota; Viridiplantae; Streptophyta; Zygnematophyceae; Desmidiales; Closteriaceae. The record is from the annotation of a GenBank genome assembly.
AUGGCGAUCGCGCGGAGCCACGUCGUGUCGCGCCCGGCGGCGGCGGCGCGGUACGGGUCGUCGCCGGACCUGCUGGCGGCGUCACUGCAGCAAUCUUUCCGGUACGCGCGCGCGUGGACGGCGUUCCAGCAGUUCUUCGGCUUCUUCGCCUUCCUCCUCACGCUCUGGUUCGUCACCUCGCGCCCCUGGCACUCCGCCGACUCCCGCGCCGCAAACGCCGGCGCGUCCUCCGCGACCUCGCGUAGCGGAUUCACCAGCGGGAGCAGCGGCGGCGGCGGGAAACUAACCGGUCCGGCGGCGUACGUAGUGGUGGUGUGCGAUGAGUCGCAGCUAAAGUCCGCCAUGGUGCUCGUGCACUCGAUCCGCUCUACUAAAACCGAACACGAUAUCGUCGUGCUCGCGCGCAACCUCUCCGGCACGCCGCGCCACAUCUUCCGCGCGCUCGGCGCCACCGUCAACCCGCUUCCGCGCGGCGUCCCCGCGGGACUCCGCCGACCCCUUCUCCACAGCCUUCUCCGCGAACCCCGCGGCGGAGUUCUCUCCGCCCUUCCCCCAACGACCUUCGCGGACCCCUUUUCCUUCAGCUCCGUCUACUCCCCGCCGCCGCACCCCGCGGCGCUCGCGGAGUGCCUGCCGUUCAAAUUCUCCAUGUGGCUGCUGCGCCAAUACUCCAAAGUCGUCUACCUAGACCCGCGCAUGCUCGUUCUUGAGAAUAUCGAUGACGUGCUGGCUCGGCCCGAGCCUACCGCAGCUCCGGAUAACUCCCUGCCGGACCGGUUCAACCCGAGCCUGCUGGUGCUGGAGCCGAGCGUGGCAACGUACCGCCAGCUGGUCGCGGAAUACGCGGCCAUCGCAUUCGGCGACGCGGAUAGCGACAGCGACAGCGACAGCAGCGCACGACGCACCCUCGCAGCAGGGGACUCCGACCAGGCGCUGGGCGCGCAGCACCACCUGGACUACGGGUGCAACGCGCCCUCCCGUCUAGGGUACUCCGCCACGUGGAACGAGUGGGUGCACCCCAAGCUCAAGGUCGUGCGCUUCGCGGGGGGCUUUGAGCGCUGGGACGAGCUCACGGACAAGCUCUACCCGCCCACACGGCGCUAUGACCACCUGCGCUGGGAGCUGCUGAGGGACAUGUCGGGGCUGCUCGUGCAGCACGGGGUGAUUGCGCCGGCGGACGCGCUGCCGAGUCCUCUCUGCCAGACGGAUUUCAUGCAGUAUGCGCGGGGAGCGCCCGUGCCACGGAAGCUGUCCGUGGUGAUUCUCACAGGCGGGGAUCUGACGACUCUGCAGACGCUAAUCUUUCAUUUUGCCGCCAUGCGCUUUGUGCACAUGAUCUACGUCAUGGCUAAGCCCAGCGACGCCCCGGGAGGAGGGAGUGCGGGUGGUGCCGGCGGUGGUGUUGGGGGGGACUCGUCAGGAGGAUUCAACCUUGGUGGGAGCGGUAGCAGCGGCGGCAGCAGCAGUGGCGGCAGCGCGUGGGCGCAGGGGCACACGCAGAGCAUCCUGGCAGCGGCCAUCGAGUCGUGGAACGCCAGCAAACCCGUGGAGCUGCUCCCGCCGCUCACGCGGUACUCCAUGUCGGCGCGCAUGCGCCCCAUCGCGUCCCUCCCCACGGACUGCCUGCUCAUGUGCGACGACUCGGUGAUGGUGGGCGCGUCCGUGCUCUCCUCGGCCUUCAAGUUCUGGCAGGAGCAGCCGCAGCGGCUGGUGGGAUUCUUUCCCUCGGCGCACUAUAGGGACCCGCACACGAGCGAGCUGGUGUUUGUGGCGGACCCGAGGGAGGAGUAUUCGAUGGUGGGGGCGCGGUUGUUGCUGCUUCAUGCGGAUUACCUCCAGUCGUACACGUGCACGCUGCCACAGCAAGUGCGAGACUACAUCGAGAUGUCCCCGCAGUGCGCCGACGCAGCCCUCAACUUCCUGGCCUCCGAGCUCACCGACGCCGCCCCUCUCCUCGUCGUCGACCCCGACAAGCGCGUGACAGAAGACCUGGCCUCUUCAUUUGAGGACCACACGCGCGUGGGGUCGGCGUGCCUGAACGAUCUUGAAGCUUUCUUCGGCGACAUGCCGCUGCGCAACUCCACGCUCGCCAAGUUUCACUUGGAGCAGGACACCUUCACCAAGAUGCAGUUCAAUAAGGCCGGCGGUGGGGGUGGAGGGGGAGGGGGAGGCGGCGGAGGGGGAGAAGGAGGGGAGGGGGACAAGGAGGGCGGGCUGCAGUGGGAGGCGCUGUUUGAUGCUACCAAGAUGUCGUCCAGUGAUGAGAACUUCCGCUUCAUGCCCUCUCUCAGACGGGUGACCAACAUGCCGGAGGUGCACGUCUUCCCCUCCCCGCAGCACCCCAAGCAAAUCCUCUGCAUCCUUGGGAACCUCUCCACACCGCUCUGCUUCUCGGGGGGCGCGUGCAACAACUCGUUCGCCAUCGCCACCUUCGACUCCAUCCCACCGUCCGCCCUCAUGCUCCUCGGCACCUCCCUCCUCCUGCACUCGCGCUAUGGUUUCGACGACCGCUUUCACACACCCAACAUCCUUGCGAACCUCUUCUACCCCUACCCCGACUACUCCUUCAUGCGCCCCGCUCGAGCCUUCUUCUACCGCCGCGGGGGCCUUGACAUGCGGCUGUCGCCGUGGUCGCGGCUGCUGUUCAAGGCCAUUCUGGGUGCGCACAUUGCGCCGUUCCGCGUGCGCAACGGCACGCGCCCCGUGUGCUUUGAGCGCGCCGUCAUGACGCGGCGGUACCGGCCGGCGGCGCAGGAGAGGAGCAUCGUGCUGCAGGACGUGCAGGAGCGUGCCUGGGCCUUCUGCUCCGUCGCCGCCUCCUCCAUCCCUCCCUCUGCCACCGCCGCUGAUGCUGCUGUUGCCUCUGCUGGGAAUAGCACUGCAGGGGCAGGGGCGGCCCAGCAGCAGCAUCAUCCGAUGGCGGGGGUGCCGCCGGGGCUGCGGGGGUUUGUAAGCUCGGACGCGCACACGAUCCGCGUGCUGGUGCUAUACGGCGAUGCAGACAGUGGGGGUUAUGGCAUGAUGGAGAACUUGCAGGCGCUGCUCAAAGGGCUGAGGGACCGUUGCCACAAAGCCACUGCUUGCGAACUGGUGGCUGUGAGGGAAGCCAACUUCACCAACUUUUGUGCGCAGGUGCUGUUCAUGGGGGCAGCAUCGAUGCUGGUGACAGUGAGUGGAGACGGCACCAUGAACCAUGUCAUGUGGAUGCGCCCCGGCAGUGCUGUGUUGGAGCUCGUGCCCUUCGGCAUCCCCGAGUACGACCCGCGCGUGCUCAGAGUCUACGAGGAGGCUGCCAGGUGGGUGAGGGUGGAGCACGACAAGGUGUUUGAGCUCAUGGGCCCCGAGUGUCCGCGCAAGAACGCCUCGUGCCGCUUCAUGUACCGCCGCCGCGCCAUCGUGGCCAACGUGACAGCUGUCAUGGCGUGGUUCGACGCCACGAAAGAUCUCCACGGCUUCACCACGCCCAACCUCUCCCCCCUACACCGCGCUCGCGCCAUGGCGUCAUCCCCGAGGCGGAUUACACCGUUAGUGCCCGCCGAUGAUGCUCCGCGCGCGCGUCCGGAGCGGGUCUUCAAUCGCCACAUGGCUUUCUCUCCAAACCCCGCCGCCGGUGCGAGGAUAGCAUCAGCAUGGGGCGUUGAGAUUGCCGUCUUUCGUCAUGCCUCUCUCUCUCACGCCAUGCCUUUGUCUCACGCCAUGCCUUUUCUCACACCAUUAUCUCCUGCAGCGCAAUUCGGAAAGUGGCUGCACCAGCAGGGCUUGGCGGCAUUGGUGGUUAUAGCAGAGCAUAGGUGUGCGGCCGUGGCGUUCUUGGAGUGCAGAUGCCAUGCAAUCUUCCAUCAACUCUUCCAUGCUCAUCGCCACACAUCCAUUGAGAUUGACAGUUCAGGAAGGAGGGAAGUGACUGAAUCUUGUGGGAUGCUAACAGGAGAGGGAGCCCCGUGGCAGGGAUUGAAAGGGUCGAUUAGGGCACUAGCAGAGCAGGUGGAGGAGGCAAGGAGGGAGGUGGCGGCAGUGAGGAGAGAGUUGGCGGGGUUUGCGGAGCACAAGGACCGACUGGCAGGGGUGCAGGCAGCUCUCACACAGACCCACCUUGCCACCCAGCGGUCGUGGGAGACCCUUCUGUCAGUGUGGUGUGGGGGCGCAUCGAAGAGCACGAGCACCCAUGUGGAGCUGCAGAACUUGCCCCUUCUCUCAACCACCGCACUGCGCUUGCUCUCCACCAUCUCCCACCUCCAACACAUCGACUUGGACGGGUCAGCAGGCUUCAGUGCCGAGGGCGUGCGUCUCCUUUAUAAGCUGCCUCGUCUUGAGGACCUCAGCUUGCGAGACACAGCUGUUGCAGAUGAUGCCCUUAUCGGCAUCGGGGAAGCGAAGAGCCUUGCGCGCCUGUAUCUGAGCCGCACCCAGGUGACCGAUGCUGGGCUGCUGCACGUUGCUGCUGUUCCCUCGCUCAGCACCCUGUCGCUGCUUGGUUGCGAGGGCGUGACUGGCACAGGCAUGGUGCAUGUGGGGCGGCUGGGCGGCCUAGAGUGGUUGUAUCUGCAGGGCACGAGGGUGGACGAUGCGGGGUUGCACCAUUUGGCUUACCUCACCAAGCUACUCGUGCUCUACCUGCCCCAUGGGGAGUGUGUUGAUCACAAGAUGCUCUGUAAGCAGCUGGGUAGGUAG